Molecule: messenger RNA, 138 nt
Organism: Peronospora matthiolae
Lineage: Eukaryota; Oomycota; Peronosporomycetes; Peronosporales; Peronosporaceae
Source: the annotation of a GenBank genome assembly
AUGAUCGGAGUGACCGAAUCGACUACGAAGACAACAGGGGGUGUCCCGCGAGCCUCGCCCGGAGGCGGCUCGACAGCGCGUGCGCCCACCGCACCCGCAGUCGUCGAGUAUGUAUCCGCUCGCGAGAGCGAGCAGUGA